CCGCUGAUUGUUGAAACUGAAGGACAGCGUGCAGAAACUAGAAGGUUUUGGUGGUCUCUAGCUUUGGCCCUACGAGCUUGUCAUGGGCUUAGUUAUCGAAGCGUUACCUCUUGAACAUCCACUUUUGUGCAUCAAGCCGGCAUUCUAUCCUUGGUGAGGUAACAGCAAUGUCUGCUAGCAGUAGACUCAUCCUUUCCACCUUACAAAAGUCCUUGAUAAUCAAGGAGGCAAGUUCAAAAGACAGGCCAAGAGGCCACUGUCCCAAGAGACCUCAAGGAUGCAGGAAGCUGCUCCCCCCUAAAGCUAAACUUUCUUUACAAAAUAUUCACCAGUCUGUGAGAGAUGGGCUUUGAAUCAGCUACUGCAGAGAAACUCUGCUAUAUGAAACAAAUUCAUUGGAGGAAGCUUGGCAGAUACCAAGGUGAAAGCUGACUUGGCUGUCUUCCCAACAGCAGUGUAUGGCCUCACAAGUCUUGGUUUAUCCACCAUAUGUUUAUCAAACCCAGUCAAGUGCCUUUUGUAGUGUGAAGAAACUCAAACUAGAACCAAGCAGUUGUGUGUACCACGAAAGAACCUACCCGCAAAUCUAUGUGAAUGGUAAAAACUUUGGAAUUUCUCCCCACAGGGUUAGUGCGUACUUUCAGACUAAAAACCCAUUUGACAGACCUCGAGGACAGAACUUUUUGUUGCAGUCAAAUGCUGUUGCUUUAAAAAAUAUUGCAGGUGCUACAAAAGCGUUAGCGGCGCGGGCGCAGCAAGCUCAGUUAGAGGCACCUCGGACUGGGGCGCAAGGCAGCCGAUCAGAUACUGUGGAAGGACCCCAGCGAUGUGGAUUGAAGCGUAAGAGUGAAGAGUUGGAUAAUCAAAACGGCACAAUGCAGAUUGUUGAUGACCUGUCCAUCCUGCCUGCAAUGUUACAAACCAACGUAGGAAACCCAGUGACGGUUGUGACAACAGCUGCAACUUCAAAACAAAGUGGUACAAGCGGAGAUGGCGAUUACCAGUUAGUACAGCAUGAAGUACUGUGCUCCGUGAAGAACACUUACGAGGUUCUUGAUUUCCUUGGGCGAGGGACCUUUGGACAAGUAGUGAAAUGCUGGAAAAGGGGGACAAAUGAAAUUGUGGCAAUCAAAAUCUUGAAGAAUCAUCCUUCGUAUGCACGCCAAGGACAAAUAGAAGUGAGCAUAUUAGCGAGACUGAGUACUGAAAAUGCUGAUGAAUUUAACUUUGUGAGAGCCUACGAAUGCUUUCAGCAUCGCAACCAUACUUGUCUGGUUUUUGAGAUGUUGGAACAGAAUUUGUAUGACUUCCUGAAACAAAACAAAUUCAGCCCUCUGCAACUGAAAGUAAUACGGCCGAUUCUGCAACAGGUGGCCACUGCACUGAAAAAACUGAAAAGUCUGGGUUUAAUCCAUGCUGACCUCAAACCAGAGAACAUUAUGUUGGUGGAUCCUAUUCGGCAGCCUUACCGGGUUAAAGUAAUAGAUUUUGGGUCUGCCAGCCAUGUAUCAAAGACUAUUUGUUCAACUUAUUUACAAUCUCGGUAUUACAGAGCACCAGAGAUCAUACUGGGAUUGCCGUUUUGUGAAGCCAUAGACAUGUGGUCGUUAGGGUGUGUGAUUGCAGAGCUGUUUCUUGGAUGGCCACUGUACCCAGGAGCACUGGAAUAUGACCAGAUUCGUUACAUUUCACAGACUCAAGGGUUGCCAGGAGAGCAGUUGUUAAGCAUGGGAACGAAAACUGCAAGAUUUUUCUGUAGAGAAACGGAUGCACCAUAUUCUAGUUGGAGAUUAAAGACAUUGGAAGAGCAUGAGGCAGAGACGGGUAUGAAGUCUAAAGAGGCCAGAAAGUAUAUUUUCAACAGUUUGGAUGAUAUAGUGCAUGUGAACAUGGUGAUGGAUUUGGAAGGAAGUGACCUGUUGGCAGAGAAGGCAGAUAGGAGGGAGUUUGUCAGUCUGUUGAAGAAAAUGUUGCUCAUCGAUGCUGAUUUAAGAAUCACUCCAGCUGAGACCCUUAACCAUUCUUUUGUUACCAUGAAGCACCUCCUUGAUUUUUCUCAUAGCAACCAAGUGAAGUCCUGUUUUCAUAUCAUGGAUAUUUGCAAAUGCAGAUCAAGUUCUUAUGACUUAAGUAAUCGCAAUAAAACGUCACUUAUGAGACCUGUUGCCUCAGGCAGUGCAGCUAAUUUGACUGCAAGCUUUACCAAAAUUGGUCCAGUAAGAAGUCAGGCAUUAACUGCAUCUGCCCAUUCAGUUUUGCACCAAGGGAUUCCACUGCAGGCAGGAACUGCUCAGUUUGGCUGCAGUGAUGUUUUCCAACAGGCAUUGAUUAUAUGUCCUCCAGCUAUUCAAGGAAUUCCUACAAACCAUAGUAAGCCUACCAGUUUCUCCCUGAGAGUGGACAAUGCAGUUCCGUUGGUGACCCAAGCCCACGCAAUUCAGCCCCUACAGAUCCAAGCAGGGCUCCUUUCUCAGACAUGGUCGAAUCACACCCAGCAAAUACUGGUUCCUGCAUGGCAGCAAGUAGCGCCAGUGGCAGCUCCUGCUACAUCUCUGGCCUCUGAUCCUGUGGCUGGCCCACAGAGGCUUGGAGACUGGGGGAAGAUGAUUACCCAGGGCACCCAUUACAAUUCAAUGAUACCACAGCCUCUUUUAACACAUCAGAUAACCUUGUCUGCCCCUCAGCCAAUUAGCGUGGGCAUUGCACAUGUUGUUUGGCCUCAGCCUGCAGCUACCAAGAGGAACAAACUGUGUCAGAACAGGAGCAAUGUGUUACAAAAUACCAAUAUCCAAAACUCAGCCUUUAUAUCUCCAAAGAUACUUAACCUGAAGGCUGUAAAGAGAAUAAAUUGUAUAGAAGCACAGGACAAUCAUAACUCAGAAGGACAGGAAAGUAACUGUUGUGAAGCAUCGGUCAGGCUGGACCCUGAUUCAUCUCUUUCAACCAAACAGCGCCAGGCUAUCUUCAUCGCCAGUUCCCCCAGCCCAGCAGUCAGCGUGAUCACCAUCAGCAGUGACACAGAUGAAGACGACGUAGGGCGAGCACAUUCACUCAGAGAGUGUAAAGGUAGCCUUGACUGCGAAGCCUGCCAGAACACCCUGAACAUUGACCGUGUGUGUUCUCUCAGCAGUCCUGAUAGCACUCUGAGUACUAGCUCCUCGGGACAGUCUAGUCCAUCUCCUUGCAAGAGAUCCAACAGUAUGUCAGAUGAUGAACAGGAAAGUGGAUGUGAUACAGUGGAUGGUUCCCCAACUUCAGACUCUUCAGGACAUGACAGCCCAUUUGUGGAAAAUGGCUUUGUAGAUAAUACCAAUAAUAAUAAAGAAGCCAGAGCAUCAGUUAAUCCCGAAACCAAAUCAGCUGUCUGCACAGUGGUGGUGCCACCAAUGAGACUUGAGAACAGGUUACAGCUUAAUGAACAUAUGGUGAAUACAGACGCUAUGAGCCAGCCACUGAAGAAGGGGCGGUCUGUCCUGGGAAGAAUAAACCAGUCUUCUGUUGCAGGAAACCGUCAGCAAAAACUGACAUCAGCAUUCCAUCAUCAGCAUAUCAACUUCAGUCAGGUUCAGCACUUUGGAUCUGGGCCGCAGGAGUGGAACGGAAACUAUGCUCCUCGGAGGCAGCAGGCUUACAUCCCAGCCAGCGUGGCUGGUCAUGCUUUCUCCCUUCCACAGGGAAGCCCAAGCCACACUACGGUGCACGCGCAUCUCUCUGGCAGCACCCACCUCGGAGGGCAGCCUGCUAUCCUUCCCUUCCCCACAUCAGCACCCCUUAGUACUGCUGCACCUGUCGCCCACCUCCUUGCCUCGCCGUGUACCUCAAGACCCUUGUUGCAGCAUCCAACGUACAGUAUAUCUCAUCCCAGUGGUAUAGUGCACCAAGUUCCGGUUGGCAUAAAUCCCCGCCUCUUACCUUCCCCAACCAUUCAUCAGACUCAGUACAAACCGAUUUUCCCACCGCAUUCGUACAUCGCAGCGUCGCCCGCUUACGCGGGAUUUCCACUGAGUCCGACAAAACUCAGCCAGUAUCCCUUUAUGUGAGAACUCACAUCCAGUAUAUUGAGGAAGCUCAAUGAUGCAGAAGUUCGAUUUGAGAAGAAACAUGGUAUUUAUUAAAUAUUAGCCAUGGCACAACAGGAAAAUUAUUUUUUUGAAUCAUGUAGACUUGGGUGCAAUUUAAACAACUCUGAGCUUUAAAAAAAAAAACAAAACAAACAACAAAAAACUCACUUUUAAUGUGUUUUGCACAUUUGGUAUAACUUGUCUUUGCUCAUGUUAUCUUCUUAUAUAGUAACUUUAGACAGGUGACUUACAGGAGCAGAAGUCUGGUUUUGCUCCUGCUAUUUUUUAUAAAAUUGCCUUCUAACUAGUGCAAGACACGUCCACAUUUGGGAAGCCAUUCAGUGUACAGAACUAGAGCAACAGAUGCACAUGUGUCAGCAGUACAGUGUAGAAGUAACUUGUUUGUGUUGCGUAUCUUGGUGUUUAAAUGUUGAGUCACUUACCUGAAAGUUGAGCUGUUGUUCUUCACAUUUUGCAUGUGUCUUUUGCAUGGGGGGAAAACAAACAAACAAACAAACAAACCAACAAAACAAAAAGAAAGAAAAGAAAGAAAAAAGCCUAAACAUUGCUCUUAAAUGUUGUUGUCCUAAUAAUCUCAGCUGCAUUGUAAACUGUUCCCACACAUAGUGCCUUAAAUAUUUGAGGUUGUUAAUGUUAUUACUUAUAUAUAAAUGUUGAGGACUGCAGCACUUAAAAGUUCAGAUCUGCUGAUUCUUUUUUUGAUAGCGUAAUGCUCAUCUUGGGUUUUGUGUGGUAUGAUUUUAGUAUUGGGUGUGUUUUCCUUAUUGAAGGCAGCAUGGUUUUUUUGCUGUAGCCCAAUUUUGCUGUCUUUUAUUUUAUUUUAUCCUCCCCCCGCCCCGAAUGAUCUAGCUUCAAGACAAGAGUUUUUUAGUAGUGUUUUAAGAAAAGUUGAUGCAGUAGCUAUUGAGUAGUGACACACAACACAGUAUUUCAUACUGGCAAACGGAACUGCAAUACAACCUAAGUAGUUUAUUUUUCAAAGUGUUUGUCUAAUUGGAUAUAAUCAAAUGUUUAGAGGUGCGGUAGGCAUGACUGACUAACUAAUGAAAGAAAAAGCCAAGUGCUCGUUGAUCUAUGGUGUGGUUUCAUCUUAGCUUGAGCAAGCCAUGCAGUAUUUAAUAACUAGUAGCAUAAUAUUUACUAUUGAAGCUUGAAAAGAUGUGAGUUCAUUGUGUGCAAUCUUUCAUUUAUGCAUGGGAGAGAUUUUAGUCCUUUUACAUGCUAGUAUUUGUUUUAGCCUGUUGCUGGUGUUUGCUUAUUUAAUACAUUCCGUCAGGGACGUCAGUUACAUGCUUUUGGCAUUACUUCUUUUCUUUUUUUUCCUUAGGAAGUGUGUGUCUUUUUGGUUUUUUUGUUUUGUUCAAAUGAAGUUGCUUUUGCAGCACCAAAGACUUAAUCAUCCAUUUCCUAUAAAAGGUAGCUACUUCUUCAUAGACCUCAAGUAUACUGUAGUGUAGAGAUGGGAUUUACAGAAGGUAUUAAGCUGAGGCUGUGUUUUAGCUUAUGGGCAAGUAAUAAAUUGUACCAUUUAUCUUGAAUGUAUCAUAGAUAAGCUGCUAUAUAAUGAUUGCCACUUCAGAUAGCUGUGAAAUUAGGUGAUUAACUAGUUCUUUCUUAGCCUUCUAAUUUCUGUACAAGUCUAAUUACGUGAAACAGAAGCUGGGUUUUGGGUUUGUUCUGGGGUUUGGUUUUUUUUGGUUGCCUUUUUUUUGGUUGUGGGUGUUGUUUUUUUUUCCUUCAUUUUGUUUUUACGUUUGAAGUGUUGUAACUACUAUACUGUAAAUGAUGGAAGAUGAUUGCAUAUGGGUUUUUUUGGGGUGUGUUAUUUGCAUCAGUAUUUUAUCUCCAUUAACUUUGAGCUCAUCACUGCAUAUAAGUGGUUGUAUUGAUGUAACUUAAUUCUUUUUUAAAAUGUUUUCAUAUUGGCAUUGUGUAGACACUUAAGCUGCAUCUUGCAGGCUUGACUUAACUUUUUUUUUGUGUUUUG
This is a messenger RNA of Dryobates pubescens (Downy woodpecker), 6069 nucleotides long. RefSeq names its product homeodomain interacting protein kinase 3 (gene HIPK3). The transcript is spliced from 16 exons. Gene Ontology annotation, cellular component: PML body; nucleus; cytoplasm. NCBI's taxonomy places the organism in Eukaryota, Metazoa, Chordata, Aves, Piciformes, Picidae. The record is from RefSeq and is a predicted model, not a curated record. Gene Ontology annotation, biological process: peptidyl-threonine phosphorylation; peptidyl-serine phosphorylation. The coding region runs from base 459 to 4040 and encodes 1193 amino acids. Gene Ontology annotation, molecular function: ATP binding; protein tyrosine kinase activity; protein serine/threonine kinase activity.